Onychostruthus taczanowskii (white-rumped snowfinch) is the source of this 996-nucleotide messenger RNA. It is a transcript of the gene TNFSF4, whose product is annotated as TNF superfamily member 4. The record is from RefSeq and is a predicted model, not a curated record. Gene Ontology annotation, molecular function: cytokine activity. The transcript is spliced from 3 exons. The coding region runs from base 1 to 582 and encodes 193 amino acids. NCBI's taxonomy places the organism in Eukaryota, Metazoa, Chordata, Aves, Passeriformes, Passeridae.
AUGGACGGACAGGCGGACACUGAGCCGGGAGGCGGGCAGCAGCUGCGGCCCCACAGGCAGCGGGCAGAGGAUGAGCGCAGGCUCUGGCACGGAGGGCAGGUCAGGAACACGCUGCACCUCGUCUCUGCCGUGGCUCAGUGGCUUCUGCUGCUUGCCUGUCUGAUUUACCUGGGUGUACAUUUUCUGCGGCCCUCAAAGACCCAGAGUGACAAAGUGCUGUGGACCUACAUCCGCUACACAGGCCGGAGCAGCAGAGGAGCAGCCGUGAACCUCAGUGCGGAAUCCGGGCCCAUCCGCAUCAGGAACGGCUCCAUCCUGGUCCCCUGCGACGGCCUGUACCUCGUGUCCCUCAACAGCUCCAUCUACCUGGAGAAGGAGGAGGAGGACUGGCUGAAUCUGACCCUGCAGGGCACCAGCAGCGUGCUGUGGGAGCAGAUGGUCCAGAGCAACAACAGCAGAGUGAACUUCACCGCAGUGCUCUACCUGUUUGAGCAGGACAGCAUCACGCUGUGGACCAGCUCCAACGCCAGCAUCUCAGACCUGUCCCUUAGCCUGGUGCUCGUAGCUGAGAACAAGUACUAGCUGCAGAGCUGGAGCAGGAAGGGCAGCACGGACAGCACAGCUUCCCCACGCAGCUGUAGGUUUUGUACUUGCACAGGCAGACUGCUCUAGAGCCUCGCUGGCCUCGCUGCGGCCGCGGAGGGCUCGGUGGGAGUGCAGAACCACCACAGGUUUCACACAGUGCACUCAGGGUUCGCCUCUUUGGAGCUCUGUGCAGCUGAUUUGCUACCCAGGAUGGAUCUUUCCAACACUGGGGAAAGGGAUGCGUGGAGCUCUUGAGAAGAACAGAAAUGAAAGCCAAAGAAAGCCACCCAAGCUUAGCUCAUAUUCAAAGAAACCCCAGGUUUCUCUAUAUACUUGACAGUAUCUGUAUAUAGUAGGAAUGUGUUGUGUUUUUUCUCAAAUAAAAGUCUGGUGAGUCAGGAAGAUACCUCA